Vicugna pacos (alpaca) is the source of this 6767-nucleotide messenger RNA. The record is from RefSeq and is a predicted model, not a curated record. Lineage: Eukaryota; Metazoa; Chordata; Mammalia; Artiodactyla; Camelidae.
GAGCACGCGGGCCUCUCUGAGCGGUGGGGCUGUGGUCCAUUUCUGAGCAGCCUAAUGCAGGAAUGUCCAGCUGGCUUCCAAGUCAUAUCUGGUUUCCCGGGCAAAGGGCUGGGUGGGAGAGGAUUCUUUCCCACUGCCUCACUGCCGCUCCGAGAAAGGAAGCGUGAGCGCCCAGGGCGGGUGCCCCUCGGGCAGCUCGUGUCCCGUCUGCGGGCAGUUGUGCCCUCCACGCUCCUGCCACCUGGAAGGGGACGCUGCACAUGCCACUUCAAGCAAACACUGUCAGCUCCAGCCGCACAGCAAAGCUCACCGCUUCUAGGAUCCUAAACCAGACAUGAGGUCAUGUUUUCCACCUGUGAAGAAUUAAAAAAAAAUACAUAAACAGUGGACAGAUGGUUGAAGAUGUGGCAAAAAAAUCGUGAAAAAAAAAUGACUGGCAUUUGAGAAGCUUUGCAAUAUACAAGUCUACCCGUGUACAUGAACGCUUUUGAUCAACCCCACAAGGCACAGGCAACCUGUCCAUCUCAGAGACAAGGAAACUGAGGCACAGAGAGGCUGAGUGAUGGGGCUAGUCUCAAACAGCUAGGAAUACGAGGGGCCAGGGCUCCAAAUCCUAUGUUUUGUUUUGUUUUGUUUUAAUGCUGGCUUGCAUCUCAAGUUGAUCCUUUUUAUCUGCCAGGUUGGCUACUGUUGGUUUUGACAAGCAGUGAAGGUGGGUGGGGUGGGUACCAUCAAGGGGUUCACUUUGGUCUCCCUUGAACCACGUCUGAGUGCUGAUCAGUGAGCAGGUGUCCCCACAGGCAGAUCUUAAGCUCUUUGGGCAAAAGGUAUGUUCUGAGGCUCCCAGAGAGCAGGAGCUGGAUCCUCCUGCUGGUUGGGAGUCUGACCCCUCCAUUCACAGAGCAAUGAGGAGCUGUUCUUUCUGAUUUGUUUGAACUGAAGUACCAAGACCCAGCUCCCUGUGACCAUGCCACCACUGGGUUCAAGGCUGGAGGUGGUGCCAGGCCUUGAGUUGGGGCUGGGACAGAGGUUGCUGGCUUUGGGGAGCCCACAGGGGCAGGCAGGACAGUCCACAAAUAGAUACAGAGGUACAGUGUGCUACAGGCUUCCAAGGGCUUUGGGCAUCUCGUGGAGCGGGGCACCUGUCUGGGACCAAGUACCUCUGCUUUCCCAGGGCCAUGGGGCGGGGGAGCAUGAGAAAGGAUCUUGAAAAGAAGGAAAACAAACAAAAAGGUCUGCAUUAAAAUUCUUGUGCUCCUGGUAGCGAGCAGACUCUCCCAGGGCACACUUGGGAAGGGUUAAGAGGGCACCUGGGAGCUGUCACAGAGGGAGCAAAAGCAGAAGGGCUGGAAGACGUUUGGGUGUCUGCAGGCAGUUUGGGGAGCAGGUGACCCCAGGCCAAGAAAGAAAGUGGCCACGGGAAAGGUGGAGCCCCUCCCAGAGGCGGAGAGGGCAGCUCCUCCCUGGCAGAAUGAGACCGGUCCACCGGCACUUGGACCUUGCAAAAACCAGAUCCGCCAUGGCCGGGCUCACCAAAUGGGCGCUUACCUCGUCCCUUCCCUGAUUAUUUCAUAUCCUCCUGCAGCUCUCACCCUGAAACCCCAGCCUGGCCUGCCCCCAGCCUGCUGCAGCUGGGCAUGUUAUUUUGCUCCAAAAGCACAGCCGAGGACGGCUCCUUACUCGAGGAAUGCAGGCUGCGGUCCUCCGAGCCGAUGAUGAAACAGGCUAUUUCUGCCCCGGGACAUCAGCAGGCCUCCAGGCGCUGGCUCCAAGGCACACACACGCUAUCGUGUUUUCAAUGUUUGUCUAAACAAAGGUUUUCCUCUGCACCUUGGGCUAUUUUUCUUUGCGUCUCGGUGCUGGAAUAGUUCUCAAACUCAUUCUGGAUUGAAGUUGGACUCUUGGUCAGGGUCCGGCUAAGAGGCGAGCCAUUUCUCUCUCCCCAAGUUAUCUAUUACCCGUGGCCGAUCUCAAGAUAAAAAUAGCCGCAGAAGCUGUUUGUUUAAUCUGACUGUUACUUGACACCACGCGGGUGUUGCAGUGGGGACUGUUGCCUCUUCUCCACCAAGAACACCAUUUGGUCUCCCCCGGCGGGCUCUCUAUUUAGAUGGGCCGUGAUGACAGCAAAUGUAAGCAUGAAAAGAAGUUUUAAAACUACAGAUCGUAAAACCCAGCAAGGCAGGCACCCGCAGCCCCCGCUCCUGUAACAGAAAAAUAAAACUCCCACUUCGCCAUUGCAUCUGAUCAUCAGGAAACUCUGAUUUUGUGACAAGAGGGCUGCAUCCAACCCUUCCAGAAGCAUCACCCAGGGGUGCCCACUGGCUGACGGGGACGGUCUUCCUGGCUGACAGACGAUGCAGGGGAGUAAGAAGUGCACAGACGGCUUUAGCGACUCCUCGAGCAUCGGCAGUGUGCUGGACGAUGCGGACCGGGAGGUGAGCAGCCUCACAGACCGGGCAUUCCGGAGCUUGUGCAUCUCAGAGGACGCCUCCUUCCAUGACUCCGACCUGGCCCUGUCCCCGGAUAUCACCCGCCAGGUGUUCGGGAAUCUGCAUCAGGGAACGGUGAGCCACACCCACCGGAAAAGUGGCCUUUGGAGCCAGUUACCAUCACAAGGCACCGAGCACGCGGGCUGGGCGGCCACGUUCCAACAGCUGCCCAAGUACGUUCAAGGGGAGGAGAAAUACCCCAAAAGCAGCCCCCCGCUGACACCAGCCCAGAGGAGACUGGAGGUGCCCGUUUCCGGCCUGAGGAGCAGCAACAAGCCUAUUUCCAAAGUAUCAUCACUAAUUAAAUCUUUCGACAGGACUGAGAGCCAACGCUGUGACAGCAGACCACCUCCGAGCAAGCCUCCGGCUCUCAAAAAUCCCCCCAAAUUUGCUCCUCUUCCAGAAAGUGGAGUCAACUUCUGCUUCGAUUCUGCCUUUUUGACCGUCAGGAGGGUGCCUGCCGAAGUCUCCAGCACCCAUCAGACUAGCCACCAGCCUGGCAGGAAGCACGGAGAGGAGUCCCCCAAGAACCCCGAAAUGGCCUGUCACGGAGCCAGCAGCUUUCUCCCAGCACCCGAAAACGCGGGUAACUCGUUUGAGUCAAAGUUUCCUUCUCCAGCCCACAAGGCAGCCACGGGUGAGCCUGGAAGGGGCAAGGAGUGGGCUCCCAAGGGGACUUUUCUUCAUAGUGAAAACAGUGCUUUUGAGUCCUGGAACGCCCACCAGCCGAGGCUGCCUGAGAGGAAGGAUGCUGCUGAUGCUGCCCCAGAAGGCAAGGCUCCCGUGCAUUAUGAAGACACGCCCUUGUUAAGAGAGCCCCCGGUCCCCGAGCACAAAGUCUCCCCCUGCCACGUCCGGGCCAGCUGUGGUCAGGAAGAGAAUAGGCUGGCCGCAGGGACUCUCCCCACCUCUGGACCCUGGGCAUCUAGGGAUCCCGGAGCCCAGAUAUUUGCUACGGAGGGAAAAGCUUCCAGCUCACAGCCUGACCCUCAGGUGAAGCCAAACCACGCCCCCUGGAGGAAACCAAAGCCUGGCAAAGGAACGAAAGAAAGUCUACAGGAGGCUUCGGGAGAGAGGAAGCAGGCCAACAGGAGAGGCCCAGCCUUGUAUACAAAGCACAAUCCCCAGGAGCAAUUUCCAGAAAAUGAUGCUCUUGACAUGCCUGUGGACCCCAGCGAGCAUUACGAUCCUCCUUUCAACAUCAGUAAGCUGUUGACCCCCAUCAUACCCACCAAGCAUGUCCCGGAGUCAUCCGACAGCCAGCCGGUGGAGACAACCCCGUCGCCCCCAGGACAGCUAAACGGAUACCAAGAGAAGGAGCCCAGCGAAUGUCAGUCCCGGGACAGCUACAAGUCCAAAGCCCCUAGCUUGCUGUUCAACCUCAAGGACGUGCGCAAGCGCGUGAAGAGCACAUACAGUCCCUCGCCUCUCUUGAAAGGUCUCGAUGAGAAAGCCAGAGGCCAGCAAGACUCCCUGAGCAACGGCGUCCUCCUUCCCAACGGGCUCGAGGAAAGCCCGCCAGACGAGCUGUGUAAGGAGAGACCCGCUGAAGCCCCUUCUGUGUCGCUAGUCAGUAUCCAGAAGGACCCCAAAGCCGACCCCAGUGCAGCCGCUGCAGACAACAACCUAAUUCUACCCUCACCAUCAGCUACCACCAAAGCUCCCUUCUGUGUCAACGGCGAGGCUGCCGACAGGAACGGCUAUGAGAAGGAUGACGCCAAUGGAGAAUCAGAGAUGGGUACCUCCAGGCCCGGCUGGUGUCCAGACUCCCGGGAACGCUACCCCAGGAAACACCUGUCCCUGAAGCUUUGCAGGGGAGACUCCGAGGUGGGGAAGACUGUGGAGAACCCGAAGACCCUCAGCCUAGAGAAUGGGUUCUUGAGAUCCAUCUCUCAAGAGACAGAACCCGAGAGAGAGGUAGGACUUCAGAAUCCAAACUUCAACCAGAAAUUCUCCCCAGGGCCCCUCUCUCCUGAGGAGGAAGAUGUGUUUUAUAGCGAUACCCAGUCUGAUUUUAUGCCAGGCCUCAAAGGUAGGGCCAAAUUCAGCACCAGCUCUUCGGAUCAGUCUUUUGCCUCGUUCGAGGAUCAGCAGAAGAUGUGGUUCACCGAGAGCCAGCGGGAAGACAGGAGGAAUGACGUGAGUGCAGGUGACAGUCAGAAGGAUGAGCAGGAGAAAGUGAUGGAGGAAGCUGAGCUACAUUACUGCCCCUUAAACAGUGGGCACGCACGCGUGGAGGAGCUCAGCAAGAGGGAAUCGUUGCAAGGUGAAGAGGAAAGUUUGCCUGGAGGUAGCCCCGGGAAGGCAUCGAGGAAGGAAGCUAAUUUCAGAGGCACUUGGGUUGGGGGAAGUAAGGAUACCUCUCUUUCCCAUGCCAAAGACCUAACCCCGUCACCAUCGUCCACUUCAAACAAGCACAUACUGUUUGCAAUUAAAGACAACACCCUCAGGGCCACCCCUGUGAUAAAACCCAUCAUGCUGCCCCUCUUGAGGGUCACGUCCUCAGAGUCCCCUCUGGGCAGUAGCCACAAUGAGGAGGAAUUGCCAAGGCCGGGCUGGAGCGGGGACGCUGGCCUUUGUGUUCCCGAGAGCCAGGAAAUGCCCAGCACUCCAACAUCUACCAGCGUGCGGGGUGCACACUUUAAGGGCGUGACCUGUGAGGGUAUGGAGGACCACGUGCGGGUGCCCAGUGAGGCCAGGACAGAAACCUCCCAUCCAGCUCCAAAGAGGUAUGUCCCAACUCCUCCAGUCACUAGAGAGGGCCAAGGGCUGAAGCCAACCCCAGACAUCGCAAGGCAAGUUGUGGCAAAUGACCGUAAGAGCAAUUCUGCAGACCAGGGGAAGCUGGAUGCUCCAAAGUGCAUCCCCACGAUUGCUUUGCCCGAAGGUGACCUGGAAGACCAGCCACCUCCACAGCAGCUCGGAACUUGCUGGGAAGAGCAGACACAAGGCUUCCAAAGUCACCUUUUGUCGACACCCAGGGCAGGGCCCCCGGGGAGAAGAUUGGUCCCCGGGGGGAUGGCGGUGUCCCCCAACGCCAACUCCCUGGAGGAGAACAGCGUGUGCUCCCCUGCCACCAGUAGCAUUUGGGACGAUGCUUCCCAGGCCCCCAGUGAGCUAAGCCUGCUGCCAGGGGAGCCUCCCCACAGCAGCCACUGGUCCAGCCCCGCCCCUGGCAGGGCAGCCCGCAGGGAGGACCUGACACAUGCCUUCACGUGGGAGGCUGGAUCCGACCCCCAACUUGAGCCAUCAGCAGAAGACCUCAGGACGCUUUCUCCAAGAGGCUCCUUGCUGGAUGUGGCCACCAGCUCAGCAGGCCUCCGGGAGAAGCCAGGGCCCCCUACUCAGCUGGACAGGGCAGCCGGCAAGCCACCCGCAGUCCCGCCCAAAACAGAGAAGGCCCUGCGGCGGGCGAAGAAGUUGGCAAGCAAGAGGAGAAAGAUCGACCAGCCGCAAGAAAAGCAUGGCGAACGCCGAGAGGAAAGGCUCCAUCCUGAGGACUCAGAGCAGAGGCCACCAUCCCCCGGAGAGAAGCCCCAGCCCAGGUUCCCCGUGGUCCGCUCCCUGCCCCCUCCCACGCACCGCCACUCAGUGUCAGCCUUCUCAGAGCCGGUCCGACGGCGGCCUGGGGGGUCCCAGUCCCUUACACCCCUGCCCGCUUUCCCUGCCACCCAGAAGGUCCUCCAAGACCCCCAGUCUGGAGAGUACUUUGUCUUCGAUCUGCCACUCCAGGUGAAAAUCAAGACCUUCUAUGACCCAGAGACAGGCAAAUAUGUCAAGGUCUCCAUCCCAGCCUCUGAGAGAGGUUCCCCGGAGCCAACCCCCCCAGACGCACUUGCUGCUCCCUACGUGCUGUACCCCGGCUUCCGGCCCCUGCCCAUGACGGCCCUGAUGCCCCUGCGCUGCUCCUCUCAGCUCUCCGCCCCCACCUUCCUAAGGCAGCCCCCUCACAUCACCGAGGCAGUGGGCCCCAGGCCCCAGAGCGCCCAUGAUGCUGCCCUGCAGCUGACCUCUGAGCCUCCUGGCGACCCCACCCAGCACUCGGCAGGCCGGCGCCCUGAGGGGCCACCCCAGAGCCCGGGGGAGGGUGGGGAAGAUGCUCCAAGCCUGGGCAUCAUCUCUACCAAUGACCUGGAGGACUUUGCCACAGAAGGCAUUUCUUGAGAAUUACAGCAGACGAACUCCCCUCCUAGUAAACCCCGGAGAGCUUACUUGCCCCUCCCCCAGAACAAUCAGUCCCCACCCCCAAACACACGCGCACACACACACACACAUACU